Messenger RNA from Blepharisma stoltei, 2016 nucleotides. NCBI's taxonomy places the organism in Eukaryota, Ciliophora, Heterotrichea, Heterotrichida, Blepharismidae. The record is from the annotation of a GenBank genome assembly.
AUGAUCGGCCCACCUAUUUGGAAUCCAAAGCAGCUUUAUAACUUAAAGCAGGAAAUACAGAACGAAGCUAUAAGACAAAAGCAAGAAAUCCAAAGAAAACGAAUCGCAUUGGCAUAUGAAAGUUUAGAAAGAAGAAAAAUCAUCGAAAAUAUGAGCGAUUCUGAAGAAAUGCCUAAAAAGCAGCACAAAAGAUCUAAAACCCAUCAAGAUUAUAUUCCUGAUAAGUCAAAAUUAGCAACUCCAGCAGUUACUUAUGAUUUUAAUAAACAACCAAAAAAUAGGGUAAGCUCUAUGCAAGAAAGCUAUAAAGAUUCUGAGACUAGUGAUUACGACGCAAAAAUGUCAAGAAAAUCAAAGAUUUUCAGUUCUUGUGACAGCAGGUCAUCUGAUUAUAAUGAAAGGAAAAAUAUGCUAAAAUCAGUGAUGUUCCCUCUAUAUCUUUCCAAUAUAAAAGUGGACCAAAAAUUAACCCAGUCAAUAUUAAAUAAACAAAAUAGCCAAAAUGAGAAAAAAAAGACAAAAGAAGCAGCAUUAGACGAGCUUGCAAAGAUUUUGGAUGAGAAAAAAUUGAAUAAAUCGGUUAGGAAUACAAUAAGUGAAGUAUUAAACAGCUCUGAAACUGAAGGCCCUAUAGAGCAUAGGGUGAAAAGCAGAAAGCAAAAACGAAAGCUUACCAAAUCGUUAGACAGCUCUUUAAAAGAAUGCAUUAGCGCUUACAAAGGCGCUAUUAAUGAUUAUGGGCUAAAUCAAGGACAAUUUUAUGGAUUUAUUCCUCCAGAAUCAAAAAAAAGCAGCAACAAAAAUAAACAUAAAAACAAGUUAAAAGAAUUUCUUCCUUUAAUUGACAAAGGAAGGUUAAAAAUUUUAUGAUAAAAUGGGUGAGGUUAAAUAAAGUGCACUGUCCUUUUUUAAACCCUCUCUAAAAACUUAUAAAAAUGACUUUAAUUCAAAAUGUUUUUUUGGUAUGAAAAAAGUACAAAAAAAGAAGUACAUAUAAAAAUCUAUAUUCUUUCAAGAGUAAGCAAAAUUAACCAGAUGAAGCCCAAGAUGGAAUUGUAUAAUAAACAUUAUAUAUUAUAUGCUAACAAUGGCAAAUAAUAUCCCUUAAAUGAAUGUAAGAGUUGCAUAAAUAUACAAUCAUAAAUUUUUGUCUUUCAAAAUAAUAGAAUAAAACACACAAUAAAAUAGAAAAUGAUAAAAGCGACAAAGAAUUAAAUAUAAUAUACUUUUUUAAAUAGAGGACCCAAAAUUUUAAAUAAGUAUAAGAAAAAUGAUUAUGAAGUAAAUAAUUAAAAUUGGAUGAAAAAUUACUAACUCCCCCCCCUCCGUGAGUGAACAAAACCAUUAGAAAAAUCCCUAUUUUUUGCCCAAAAAACCACCCUCCGUGAGUGAACAAAAAUUUUUUUAAUAGUAAACAUUUUUUAUGGAAAAAAAAAUUGAUAUAUAAAUGAUAAUUAAAAUAAUGAAAUCUAGAGCUAAUUCUGUUCAAUUUUAAACGAAUUGCUAUUUAAAACAUAAAUUUUAUAAAUUAAAUGAAUAUUUGCGUUCCAAUUUUUGCGAAUUAGGAUUUUUUUAAAUUUCGAAAAAAAAUUUUUUUUAUAAAAUUUAUAUAUAAAAUUUUUUAAAAAAAAAAAUUAAACCCCCCUCCGUGAGUGAACAAAAUUUUUUUGUUCACUCACGGAGGGGGGGGGGAGUAAUAAAAUUUCUAAUGGUGUCACUUUUGUAAUUUUAUAUUUUAUGGUGCGCUUUUUUCCUAUUACUUUGAAAGACAAAAUUUUUUGAUUGUCACGUUCAUUUUAAGCAAUAUUGUUUUUUAUUUGUUAUUAUCCAAAAUAUACUAUAUAAUAUGCAAUUCUAUCUUUAUCUGUGUUUAAAUUUGCUCACUAUUGAAAGGAUAUAGGAUUUUAUAUGUCCUUUAUUCCGAAAAAUUCAAAAAAGUACCAUUUGCACUUUUUUCAGAGAAAAACAACAUUCUUGAAAUCACAGUCAUUUUUAUAGGUUUUAUUGCCCUCAUAA